AGUGAUAAUGAGUGUCAGCUGUACGCGCACCGGUCCCGCAUGCCUCACGGGGAGCUAGGGAGCAUAAGAGGACGAGCGACGGGACUGCCGACGAGAGAGGACCGGGCCCGGAAGUUAAGUUUGUUUAUGUUCGUGUGGCCGGCAGUCGACCGUGAGGUGGCUGCCGGCCUUUUAUUUGCUGAAUUAUUGUUUGUUUAUUUUGUAUUAAAGUUUGUUAAAUGUUCGCCGGUUCCCGCCUCCUUCCUUCCCUUCUAUUGAACCUUGUUACAACGAGUUAUUACGGCAAUCCGUGUUCUAGGUGUAGUACGGUAAGGAAAACCCUAGUGCAUGCCCAGAAUGAGUAACGGGACUUCUGGUGCGAAAUGCAAAGACAAUCCACAUAAACGGAACUACGGGAGGAUCAGAGAAAAUGUUGAUCAUCUCACAGAUAAAAGUGAAGAAGUAUACAACUGAACGGGCACUGGAGGUGUUGUUGGACACUGAUAGUUCAGAUGGCGAUUCUUCGGACACUUCGUGGAGAGAUUUAAGGCACAGGUCUCCUCCGUUCCGACGUGCGAGAGAGAAGAGAGGUAGAACACAGCAACACGGCAGAGGUUGGACACAUGAAGCACAUCAACAUGGUCCUGCUGAGGACCGGACAUGGGCCGCUGUGAACCAUCCUGAACCAGCUGAAGAUCCAGAACCUGUUAGUCACGAGUGGCAUGAAAUGAACUGGCAGCCAAAAAACCUUACCUUCACUGAAAAUCCUGGGCCUGUCAGUGAUGCUGCUGCUCUUCAUUCAGUAGAACCUAAAGACUUUAUUGAACUGUUCAUUUCUGAUGUAGUGAUUCAGAACAUUGUUGAUCAGACCAACAUGUAUGCAGAUCAGUGCAUUCAGGCUACGGAUGGUUCUUCACAACAUGCUAGAAUUCAUGCAUGGAAGCCUGUCACAGGUUCAGAAAUGAAAACCUUCCUGGGGCUGUUUUUUCUCACUGGUAUCAUUUAUAAGCCCGAACUUGAUAUGUACUGGUCCACAGAUGAAAUGGUAGCUACCCCCUACUUCAGCAAGGUCAUGUCUCGCAACAGGUUUGAAAUCAUAUGGAGAUUUCUUCACUUCAAUGAUAAUACAGCAAGGCCAGCCAAUGACACUGACAGGCUGUACAAAGUCCGCCCCGUCUUAGAUUACCUUGUGUCCAAAUUUCGUGAAAUGUAUCAGCCAAACACAAACAUUUGCAUCGAUGAGGGUAUGCUUCUUUGGCGGGGCCGCCUAGCUUUCAGGGUGUACAAUCCUAAAAAACCCAUCAAAUAUGGAAUAAAAUCCUACAUCUUGUGCGAUUCUGAAACGGGGUACUGUUUCAACAUGAAGCCCUACUGUGGAGAAAGUGCUCCCCUGAAAGACACCGUUGUCUCUCUUCUUGAUCGCCUAGCAGGUCAUGGCUACAGAUUAUUUAUGGAUACUUUUUACAACUCUGUGCCACUGUGUAAGCACCUACUUGAUUUGAAAACCCAUGUCUGUGGUACAAUUAGGAAUAACAGAGGUGAACCACCAGUCAUUCGAGAUCUCAGAAAUGCUGACCUUAGGAUUGGGGAAACAGUCAUGCGUCACAGUGAAAAUGUGAUGGUCUUGGCAUGGCGACACAAACAAACAGCGAAAAUGGUCACAACAUGCCAUGAGAACAACACAGAAGAAGUUGAGUUAUGGCAGAGAGGCCACCGAGACAAAAUUGCAACGCAAAAACCAGCAUGCAUUGUGGAAUACAAUAAUGCAAUGAAGGGAGUUGACAAAUUGGAUGAAAAUAUUGGGUACUACCCCUUUGUACGGAAGUCACAGAAGUGGACAAAGAAAUUUGUCACGUAUCUGUUGCAGAUCAGUUUGUUCAAUGCUUUUGUGAUUUACAAAGCAAAAAACCCACAAGGUAAUUGUAAAAGUCUCCUCUCUUUCAUCCAGAGUGUUGUAAAAUCAUGGACCAGCCAAGAACAGGCUGGUGGUGGGGAAGAAAGAGAUGACCCUCCAGCUGAAAACACUCCUAGAGCACCAUACAACACUGACCCUAUAAAUAGGGUGAAUGAACUUUUUGCCGUCCAUGCACUUGUUCCGAUUACUUCCACUUCCAAAAAGCAACGCCCGACGAGAAGAUGCAGGGUUUGUACACGUAAGGGUUUGCGAAGUGAAACCUCGUUGUACUGCAAAGGUUGUUGCGUCCCCUUACAUUCUGGGAAUUGCUACACGGUCUACCACUCAAAGAUAAACUACAGUGCCUAAAUUUGAUUUACUGGUAUUUUUUCUCUUGUGACAUCUGAUUGUAUUUUGGUUGAAAGUGCACUUUGUUUAUAAAAAUGCAUUUUCUCAGUUUUUUGUUCAAAAUGUUGUAUUUUUGAUGAAACCUAUCUGCAUUUCAGUGGUGAUAAAACAUGAACACAUGAAGCAGAGGCUUGGUUCUUUAUUUUGAUAUAUAUUAUGUUCAAAUACUCUGUGGGCCGUAAAAUUUUGGUGAAAAUCCUCAAGAAUGCUGGCGGUGGCUGGCAACUUAAAAAAAAAAACGCUGGUGGGGGAAAAGUUGAGAUGCAACGUUAGACCUGUUUCGCUUCUACUCUCUGAAUAUUGUGGAUUUUAAUAUAGUUUAUUGCCCAAUAAAGAUGUCCUCAUUUACAUUGUCUGACCAAAUCAACCACUACAAAUGCCUUAAAACGGCUAUUUUUGUUUUAUUCUUUCCCACCGUGCAUGGGCAGCAUCUGUCUGGGUAACCAUGUGCUUACAGACGAACUGUGUUCAUGUUUAUAUAUCCAAACAGUGGAUAACGGUGGCAGGUUUUGGAAACGCAGUUUUGCCCUCUUUUAUUCACGUGUCGGUCGCGGUACGGUGAACUGAAUGUGCUGUUUCUCUCUCCCGCAGUACUGAUGACAGUUUCCAACUGAAUAAAGCUAAGGUUUAUCCGAAAAGACGCUAGCUUUGGUGUUAUGUGCUUCUUCUAAAUCUGCUAAAUCUAGUGAAAGAGAUGCUAAUUUAGCAACAUUGGCCGGACAAAUUAGGAAUGAAUGGGAAACAAUGCGUCACUUAGAAGUGUAGCCGAGGCAAAGAGGAUUUUUGGUGUGGCGACGCACCGCGGCAAAGUGAAUAUAGCGGAAACACUUUUAUUUUAUUUUACAGGUAAAUUCAAUAUUAAAUUUGAUUUACAUCAGGACUUCUUUGACAUUUCUAGAACAUUUUAACAAAACUGUGAUAAUACUGAUAGUUGCGAAAAAAAUGUUGGUCACUAUAACCGUGAUUUGAAAUGUUCAUUCCGUUUCAUCUCUAGUACUACCGUAUCAGUUCGAGCCGGAAUCUGAUCCUGAAAAUGCAGAAGACCAAGAUGAUCCAUCAACUCUGCAAGCACGACUUGGGCAGGACGUAAAAGACUGGUGCAAAUGUGAAAACUGUAUUAAAAUGCCCAGUGAAGUUGAAAAUGUAUGCUGCUUGGAAGUACAAAAGGUUGUGAGACGAAUGAAUCAGGUGUCAGGUCCUUUAAAAUGUGUGACGCACCACCCAGGCUUCCAGACGAUCUGUUUAAAUCCUUACACCCUCCAGAACAUUAAUAAUAUUUACAUGGCUGAUUAUGGACCUGUGAGGCGUAGAACAGAGGAAGAGCGGUACAGAUUUCUCGCCCAUCAAAGCUUCGUAAGCUGGUGCUGGGGCUUUUUAGGACGGGAAGUCAGAGUUGUUCUCCCGUCCUGCGCUGUGCUUCGGAUUCAACAGGAGUUCCCUGAUCCUGAUGGACAGUUUGUAGGCUUUCGACCACCCCUUGACUGAAGCAACAACUUCAAACUGAGAGGACGGGGCGCAGGAAUGGGGAUUUGUUUUAAUUGUUCAGAUAAAUAGUCUGUAAAUAUAGGGUACAGAUGGAUAUUGUAGAAAAAUAUAUAAACUGUUGAUCCACACCCAACAGACUCGAAACAAUCACAUGCAUCACUACAUGUAAAUUGUAUUUGUAAGGGCGUGACAAUAAACAUAUUUUCUAACAU
Molecule: messenger RNA, 3978 nt
Organism: Triplophysa rosa
Lineage: Eukaryota; Metazoa; Chordata; Actinopteri; Cypriniformes; Nemacheilidae
Product: piggyBac transposable element-derived protein 4-like
Exons: 5
Coding region: 410-2242 (610 amino acids)
Source: RefSeq, a predicted model, not a curated record